UAAGUUUUCGCCAAAAACUCUACCUAAAAACUGUAAUCAUCUGUUUUCGAUUGCUCUAAUAUAUACUCUGGACUUUACUGAGUCGACUGGUGAUGCUCAAGAAAAAAAGCACAUAGUUACAAGCUACAACUAGUCGAAAAAUUUGAAACUCUUAAACUCCAAGUUUGGGGCUCACUUAACCGCACAAACACAAUCUAAUCCUUCUGUAACGUCAGCUGAUUUAUCAGCAGCAAAAAUAUCUUUACAAUUACCUAAAAUUAAUGUUUGUUUAUUACAAAUUGGUUUAGCUGAAGAUAAUGUUCAAUUAACUGAAUUACGUACAUCUGUUGAUAUUGUUACAAUGUCAUUAUUUGCACUUUCAUCUGGUGUUUUUAAAAUUCAAUCAAUAACAGGACAAUUCUGUCGAUUUGAAAUUGUUAAUAUUCAUGCUAUACAAUCACAGCGUUGUCGAUUACAAUUUCGUUUACCAAAUCAUAUACAAACACAUUUACCACUUGGUAAUAAUAAAAAAAAUGUCGGAUUUGUUAUGAAUGAAUUUGGUUUACAACGUUUAUGUUUUAAAUUAAUUAAUAAUGCAGCUAAACAACGAGAACAACAACGUAUACAUAUUUUAACAAUAAUGACACAAAUUGAUGAAACACAAACAACAAGAGCUUCAUCAAAACAUAAAUCAAAAAGAAAACAAUCAACUGAUCCAUUAUUAGCAUCACCAUCGGCAAUAAAUUCACCUAUAAACAUUCUACUGGUUACUACUACAACUAAUUCUUCAGUCGCUCCAGUAUCAUCUAGUCCAUCAUCAAGUAGUGUAUUUGAUGGUUCAAUUGAUCAUGUUUGGAUAUCAUUUCCUGAACCUCCACAUCACACACAUUCAACAUCGAAUUCUUCCAAACGACAACGUACAAGUACAACUAGUGCAAAACAAACUACAGCACCUAAAAAACUUUUUUCAUAUACACGUUAUGGUUGGAAUUUUCUUUCAACAAUAUCACCAACUGUUCUAGAAAAAUUUCUUCAUAAACGUAAAAAACGUUUUGAUGCUAUUCUAGCUUAUUUUCUUAUUAAAACAAAAUCUGUAUCAACUUUAUCACAAAGUAAACUCUAUGAAUUAUUAACUCCAAAAACAAAAUAUCUUCUUUCACAUCCUGCUUGUCAACUUGUUUUUGUAAGCAAUUUGAUUAUAAUACUCAAAUUAAUAUAA
Adineta steineri is the source of this 1198-nucleotide messenger RNA. Lineage: Eukaryota; Metazoa; Rotifera; Eurotatoria; Adinetida; Adinetidae. The record is from the annotation of a GenBank genome assembly.